GCACCUCUCCUCCCUCCCGCUCCUGGGAAAGAGAGAAGCCGCCGCCGCGGGUGGGUAGAGAAGCGCUCCGCGCCUCCGGGAGGGGACCGCGCCCGCCCCGUCUGAGCCUCGGAGCCCUGCCGGACCAGGAGGACAGUUGUGAAACCAGUGCACUUUUGAUUCAAUGGGGCUGAAUGGGUUUUUAUGUAUUUAUUUGAAAGAGAAAGAAGAGAGGGACAAGCAGGGGCGAGGGACCGAGAAAGGGAGAAGUAUACUCUUCGCUGAGCAGGAAGCCUGAUGCAGGACUCAAUCCCAGGACCCUGGGAUCAUGACCCAAGCCAAAGGCAGAUGCUUAACUGACUGAGCCACCCAGGUUACAAAAUAUCCUCCUGUGCUUGAGAUCCACAGACUACAUGUCCUACAAGAACAAAUCAAUGAUUUUUCAUCUCGUGAAGAUACAUUAGAAACAUAAAUAUGGUGCCAAAAGAUCUCCUUACUUUUCUCUGACUACGGUUUAUUUGGACAUACUUUUGUAUUGAAGAGAGGUAUACAGACUGAGGCUACUCGUCCAGAGACGCUGUCGUGUAGGAUCAUGGACCAUCCUAGUAGGGAGAAGGAUGAAAGACAACGGACAACUAAACCUAUGGCACAAAGGAGUACACACUGUUCCCGACCGUCUGGCUCCUCAACAUCCUCUGGGGUUCUUAUGGUGGGACCCAACUUCAGAGUUGGCAAGAAGAUAGGGUGUGGGAACUUCGGAGAGCUCAGAUUAGGUAAAAAUCUCUACACCAAUGAAUAUGUAGCUAUCAAACUGGAACCAAUAAAAUCACGUGCUCCACAGCUUCAUUUAGAGUACAGGUUUUAUAAACAGCUCGGCAGUGCAGGUGAAGGUCUGCCACAGGUGUAUUACUUUGGACCAUGUGGGAAAUACAAUGCCAUGGUGCUGGAGCUCCUCGGCCCGAGCCUGGAGGAUUUGUUUGACCUCUGUGACCGAACUUUUACUUUGAAGACGGUGUUGAUGAUAGCCAUCCAAUUGCUUUCUCGAAUGGAAUAUGUGCAUUCAAAGAAUCUCAUUUACCGAGAUGUGAAGCCAGAGAACUUCCUGAUUGGCCGACAAGGCAAUAAGAAAGAGCAUGUUAUACACAUUAUAGAUUUUGGACUGGCCAAGGAAUACAUUGACCCUGAAACCAAAAAACACAUACCUUAUAGGGAGCACAAAAGUUUAACUGGAACUGCAAGAUAUAUGUCUAUCAACACACAUCUUGGCAAAGAGCAAAGCCGGCGGGAUGAUUUGGAAGCCCUAGGCCAUAUGUUCAUGUAUUUCCUUCGAGGCAGCCUACCCUGGCAAGGACUCAAGGCUGAUACAUUAAAAGAGAGAUAUCAAAAAAUUGGUGACACCAAAAGGAACACUCCCAUUGAAGCUCUCUGUGAAAACUUUCCAGAAGAAAUGGCAACCUACCUGCGAUAUGUCAGGCGAUUAGACUUCUUUGAAAAGCCUGACUAUGAAUAUUUACGGACCCUCUUCACAGACCUCUUUGAAAGGAAAGGCUACACGUUUGACUACGCCUACGAUUGGGUUGGAAGGCCCAUUCCUACGCCAGUAGGGUCAGUUCAUGUAGAUUCUGGUGCGUCUGCAAUAACACGAGAAAGCCACACCCACAGGGACCGGCCGUCACAACAACAGCCUCUCCGAAAUCAGACUGCAUCGUCAGAGCGCCGAGGAGAGUGGGAAAUCCAGCCCAGCCGGCAGACCAAUACCUCGUACCUGACGUCUCACUUGGCUGCAGACCGCCAUGGGGGAUCAGUGCAGGUGGUUAGCUCAACCAAUGGCGAGCUGAAUGUCGAUGACCCCACGGGAGCCCACUCCAAUGCACCAAUCACAGCUCACGCCGAGGUGGAGGUAGUCGAGGAAGCUAAGUGCUGCUGUUUUUUUAAGAGGAAAAGGAAGAAGACUGCCCAGCGCCACAAGUGACCAGUGCCUCCCAGGAGUCCUCAGGCCCUGGGGACUCUAACUCAAUUGCACCUGCAGCUCCUGCCAUUUUUCAUUGGAAGGGACUCUCCUCUGUGGGGGAGGAUAGAGAUCCAAACCAAAAAGAAGAAAACAGAUGCCCCAGAAGGAGCCAGUGUGGGCAGCCAGGGCCCAAUGGGUCAGUGGCCAUCCCCACCUGCCUAAAGCUCUGAGCAGGUCCCAGAGCUGCUGCUCCUCCUCUGCUUGCCCUUGGGGCUGCCUGGUUGACUCUCCUUCCUAUUGUUUACAGUGAAGGUGUCAUUCACAAAAACUCAAGGACUACUAUUCUCUUCCCUCCCCUAGUUUACUCCUGAUUCUUGCCCACCCUCAACCCUUUCCAGCAUAAAAGCUAGUGAGUUAAAGGCUUUGUCUGCUGAAGGAGCUUAAGAGGCUGGGGGUGCGGCCAAGAAGGCAGGGGGAAGAUGGCAGGCCUGGGCGGGAGAAGAACCUUCUCCAACUACCAGCUGUGCCUGGCAGUAUGGCUCCCUCCUCCUCUGUGCCUGUGCGGCCUCCAUCCCCAGCUGGCCACGGGGUGCAGGUCCCUCCCUCCCUUCCUCCUGUGAAGUUACACUGUCGGACACAAGCUGUGAGAAAUUUGCAGUCUACUGUCCCUGCGUGUUGGCAUUUUUCGCUCUCUCAACAAGCGAACUCUGUUCUCCAGACGGUAGUAGGACAAUGCAAAUUGUUCUGCGCAAAGGAAACAAAAACUGACUUUAUUGCACUUUUAGUUGUUUUUUUUUUUUUAAACAAAAAACAUGGCAGAUGCAUAUUGUGUCUGGUUAUAUCGAGAGUUUUACUUUUUUUCUGUUUUGAGGGGGAUGGGGCCAGCCAAGCCAUUCAGAGAGAACAUGGGUCCAGAGGACAUUCUCAGUGAAAAAAAGUUGGGUCUACAGCACCCAGAAGAGAAGAAGCCAAACUCUGUCAUUCUGAGUAAGCACUCAGGUUGGCAAGGAAACAUACUUGAAUUUUCAUUCAUCUUCUCAGCUGCUGAAGAAUGUCCCUACCAGAGCCUCUUGACCUCAUCAGCCUACAGUUUGGACAGCCUAGCUCUCCAGCACUUGGAUGAGCCAGCCAAGCCAGACUGUGACCAGGAGAAAGAGAUGCUUGACAAAAAAAUUGGAAAUAUUGGUUUCCUCCACUGCCAGGGACUUCCAACUAGAUAGCCAUGUGACUUCCUUAGUGAUUUGGGGGACAAAAUUAAUGAUGAAAGAGCCACCACCAUCUUGCCACUAGUGGACAAGAAGAGGAGGAAAGUGAGCCUUUCUUCCGGCUGCCAGAAGAACCUCAGGAUUUGGCAUCAUAGGGCCAUGAAAUAAAAUCAGUAUGUACUGUCUGCCCCAGUAGCUGAGGGGUAGCGUUUGGGCUGGCCUGCCUUAUCAGAAACCAGGCACCUGCGGCAGGCUCAGGACUGAGCACAUGGGGCUGUAGUGAACAGGAGGGUAAGAUUGGUUGGUGCCAGAAAAUUCCAGGGGAAAGGAUACUGAAAUGAAAGGUCUGAAAUUAUCUUCUUAAUUGGAUAUAGACUCCUUCCAAGUAAGAUGGCCAUGGAUCUAGAGCAUGUUUUACCCAGUCCACUGUCUGGUUUUACCCAGUCCACCUAAUCUACUACGAUGAAGGGUCUUGGUUCUUCAUGUACUGCUUGGAAAGUCAUUAAUGUAUGGAGUUCAUCUUAUUGUGCUCAAUUUUCAUUUGAGUUCAGUGGCUUAUGCCAACAGUGACCUCAUUCCAGAUGUGAUAGAGAAGAAUCACAUCAGGGAACAAGGCCUUGUAUCUGGGAGUAGAGAGAGCUGACCAUGGAGGACAGUGGCUGGUGACUGAGUCUGGUGGUUUUGGGAACACAGAAAUCACUGCCUCUGACUUGAGGUGGAGGGCCAUCUUUUGGACUGGAGGAUCUGAGGCUACUUUCUGGUAAUUGGCAUUUCCUGACAAGUCCCUUGAUGUAUUUCACAUGGAGCAGAAAUAGCAGCAGUCACAUCGAUGAGAGUUACUGGGCUUUACCUGUCCUACUGGGCCUUGGCUAGAAAUAGGAAGUAUCACUUUACUGGCUUCAGACCUGCUUAGCUCAUGUAAAGAUUGUAGUCUUUCCUUUCUUUAAAAGAAAUUUUCCUAUAUACAAUACAGAGUGGCUGGGAGACACAGCGUCACAGCCCUUUUCCACAAGGAUUUUUGAAUAUUGCUUCUUUGAUAUUACCUAGUGGUUAAGGCACCAUCUCAGAAACUUAGAGUUUCACAAUUGGCAUUUGGACAACUCAAACUUCCCAUAUAGAAACUUUAAUUCCUUAUCCCUUGUAUAGAAAAAGCCUUGCCUCUCAAAGGAGGGCAAGAGGAAAUGGUGACAAAGCCUCUAGCAUCCUGGCACUCCAUACCCACUAAGUGCCUCCCCACCUCUGCUUCCACAAAAAAGCAAAGGCAGUGACCAGCUUGGCUCAGGGCAAGCCCCCUGCAGCUGGGUUUGUGACUUUUUUUUUUUUUUUUUUUUUGUCUUAAAAUGUUUUUAACAGCUAGCUCUUGAGGGGUUUAAACCUAAGCAGUUAUUGGGGGGGGGUCCUUCCUAAUGCACUGUUCUUUCUCUGCUCCCCACAAAUCCCUUACUAGGUAUUUGAUUUUCAUAACAAAGGGUAAUGGUGAUUCUUCUAAGGCCAUUAGCACUCCAAGGUGGUCCCAGACCCCUUGGAUUCUAUUGUGAUCUUCCUGAAAAUUAAGAAGUAAAUAAAAAGACUACCUAAGGAAUAAUUGGGCCAUCAGUCCCAUCCCCAGCAGCGCAUCAGGGCUCCCUUCCUCAGCCCUCUUGCUCUAGUUGCUUAGCGCUGUACCUCAGCCAGUCGCCUGAGGCUGGGCACUCCCUCCACCCACCAACACCCCAAUCCACUCACUGCAGUUUUUCCAGCUUUCUCCAUUUCACAACAUGGUGCCUAGGGAUCUUUUUCUUUGGGACUGAUGCAGUUGCUUCUGACCUAGCAGUAAGUACUAACAGCAUUUGUUCAUUUAAAAAACCCUUACUAUAUGCUAUUAGGAGUUCUCCCGAACCCUAUGGUCCUUCUGGCAUCGCAUCUUGAGCAGAUUGAAGCAAGCAGGCCAGGCAUCCACCCAGGCAUAAAUGGUCCUUUUUGUAUGACCAGAGGAUGACCUGUGUCUGUACAGUCAGGCAUUGUAAGGGUUGAUCACUUGCUGCACACACCCUGGCAUUUCCCAGUGAUCUCACUCUAGAUUACUCUGCAAGAGUGAGUGGUGUGCCAGCAGCCAGUGUGCUUUCACAAGGGCCUUGAUGAACAUUCUGGUAUAUUGAGUCUGUCUAGGAGUAAACAGAGUCUAAGAAGAGUACACUGGUUGACCUCCAGUUAAAGCUCCACUUCACUCUGGAACGCAGGGGCAACAGGAGGCAGCAGAAUCCUGGGGUUUUCAGUAGAAGUGCUGAUUUGCCUGUUUAUCUCCGUGAACUCCAGGUACAAAGAAGCAGCCCCUGCCAUUAGCCAGAAGAGGGUCCCUCACCUGUAUCUCCCAACUUAGUUCACUGGAAGUCUCCCCUGAUGGUGCAUAUUCACUGUUAGUAACCAUCUUUAAUGUCAGGAAUAUGCAGUGAUGGUAAUAAUGUAUGUCAGAGUGGUUACUAAAGAUCAUAGCCUUAACUUUUUUUGUAUGCAAAAGAUACAGUUCAUUCCCCCUCUAAGUGAGCAAGCUCUGCCUGCAUUUAUAAAAAAUAAGUACUUUCAUGGCGGCCUAGAAAGCAUCUCAAAGGAACUUGAUCUUCUGAUGCAUCUCUCCCAAUUCCAUAUGCCUCCUGUGUGUCCCAGUCACCUCUUACAUUUUCAUAUUUAAACCAAGUCUCCAUCCCCAGUGAAUUUCCCUGAUACUGUCGUCUCCAGGGUCGGCCACAUUAAAGCUAGAGUCACUCAGACUGGGAACUUGCAGCGCUGUCUGGGCAAUGUUGCCUUUGCCAGUCCACUGCCACCAUCCCCGCCAUUGCCCCCAAGGUGUGCAGAUAAAGGAGCCAGGGUAACGAGGCUGUGGAUUGGCUGGAACAAUCCACAUCUGGAUUGGCUGUAUGAGCAACAGGCACUUGUUUCUGGGGUUCUUGCUUUUGCCAACUCCAGGCCUCCAGGAAAGCCCUGUCUAGAGAUUGAUGGCCAGUGACUCCCAGUCUUCCCUCUGAUGGGUCAGCAGGAAUCAAAAUAAGGUUCUUACAGUUUUGUUAUCUUGUUGGGGUGGGGGGAGGGGGGAGGGAGAAGGGUGGCUUUGUUUCUGAAUACAAAGAAAAGGAAACCAUGGCCCUUUUGAGGGUUUGCAGAGUUUAGCCACAAGUAAGGAAUCUUGGAAGUCUUCGAUCAAUUAAGCAGUCUUAAAAACAUGUUAUAACUCCUUUUGCAGGUAAGUGCAAAAGAAUAGAUUUCUCCAUUGUAUUCAAAAUAGUAAGUAGGUUCCCUGGAUAUAGACAAUAGUAGUUGACAGAGUUCCUCAAAAAGCAACCAGGAAGUCCACUCCAGUAUUUGUAGAUCAGCUUACAAAGGAAAAAGUGAAUGUGUACUCCAUAUAUUUCUAGUUUCAUUACCAAACUUGAUGUAAUAAAGAAACCUCAGUUCUGUGGACAGAAUUUUUGUUACUUUCCUCCUCUUUCUCCUCACAAUCAUUUCCAGUGCCAUCACCCUCAAAGUCUGACCAGAGGGUUAUCCAUGAUAAGUGGGGGUGCAGUGCACCCAUCCCAGUAAUAUACAGAGGACGGCUGUCCUGACUGCCUCUUCCCUGCAAACCCCUUCGGGCAGGCGAGACAUGGUCAGUUUCCUCCGCAUGAGCUCCAGACCAAAUCCCAGGCCAGCCCUUGCACCGAAAGCUUUUUUAAGAGGCUUGUCAAUCUGUUAGGAAUGUGUCAGGAGAGAUGAGCCAUUUCUUUGGGGGGAAAUAUAUUUACAGAUGGGUGUGUGUGGUUGCACUUGUAUGCCUGUGUGUGCGUGUGUGCACGCACGCGCACAUUCUCAUCUGUGCGUUUCACUUCCAUAAAGACUCACAGCCCAGGCUGCUGGGACCAUGUGUUACUGAGUAUUCUCAGAAGUAAAGAAAUAACAAGUGAGCUUCUCAAAUUAGUGUCACAGCAAACUGGCUCUGGGAAUGAGCCCCAUUUAUUGAGCAGAAGAGUAAACAGAAAAGAGAUGAAACCAAAAAUAUAACCCACCCCCCAAUGGAAAGUAAUGUUGAUUCAUCAAUUCCCAUUGGAUAUAUUACAUCCUCUAAUUUAUUAUAUUAUUUUGUCUGUUUCUUUAAUCUUUGCCCAUUGUACUUUGAAAAAGAUGUUGGGAUGUUGAUUGCAAUUUUUUUAAGACUAGAUGAUGUAUAAAUCAGCUGUGGAAAUCAGUUUUAAUUGCUGUGUGAAUGUGUCUGAUUAUUGUUAAAUGCCUUUUUUUUUUAACUUUUUUAUUUUAGAUAUGUGAUGUUGUUUCAUAAACCCUGGCACUGGUCGCAAAGCUCAGCUGUGAAAAUGAAACUUGUAGUAUUUUUAAACAUGAAUGUCAAUUUCGAGUGUAUUUGAAACGGUUCCUCCAGGAGAGAGAUUUGUACACCAUUAGGAGAAACUCCUCUGCAGAGGAAGUAGCCUUCUUUGGAGAAAAUGGAAAAUGGGUCUUGAUAUGUUAUCUCAGAGUAGCCCAUUUCCUAGGGCACCAUGGAAAACACAAAUGUGAUCUUUAAGUAUACCUCUUCCCCAAUUUGGGGAAGAAAGAACUCAGUUUGCACCCUUUUUGUAUGUAAAAUAAAAUGUCUUACCUUUCUUGACUAA
Messenger RNA from Nyctereutes procyonoides (raccoon dog), 7751 nucleotides. It is a transcript of the gene CSNK1G1, whose product is annotated as casein kinase 1 gamma 1. Gene Ontology annotation, molecular function: ATP binding; protein serine/threonine kinase activity. Bases 572 to 1951 code for a protein of 459 amino acids. Gene Ontology annotation, cellular component: cytoplasm; plasma membrane; nucleus. NCBI's taxonomy places the organism in Eukaryota, Metazoa, Chordata, Mammalia, Carnivora, Canidae. The record is from RefSeq and is a predicted model, not a curated record. The transcript is spliced from 15 exons. Gene Ontology annotation, biological process: positive regulation of canonical Wnt signaling pathway; peptidyl-serine phosphorylation; signal transduction.